Molecule: messenger RNA, 1759 nt
Organism: Leptonychotes weddellii (Weddell seal)
Lineage: Eukaryota; Metazoa; Chordata; Mammalia; Carnivora; Phocidae
Source: RefSeq, a predicted model, not a curated record
GUGGAGUAACGCCGGUACCGAGGAGGCGGGGCCGGCGAUUUGAAUCUGGCGGCGGGCGGCAGGCAGCGGCCGGGCGGAGGCGAAGAUGGAUACCAACUCAAAAGACAGCGAGCCUCUUGAAACCAAGGAGCCUGAUAUUCGUGAUACUGAAAAUACCUCUUUCAUUUCGGGAAACGGGAGGCUUGUAACUCCUCAGAAGCAUGCACCUGAAGGGACUCCUAAUGGUUGCACACCAGAUACUUUCAAGUCACCUUUGGAUUUUAACACAGUAACAGUAGAGCAAUUGGGAAUUACACCUGAAAGCUUUGUAAAGAACUCUUCAGGAAAGGCCUCAUCCUACCUUAAAAAAUCCAGACGACGCUCUACAAUCGGCGCUCGGGGCUCCCCUGAAACAAACCAUCUUAUUCGUUUCAUUGCUCAGCAGCGGAGUUUAAAGAUGGCAGAGAAAUCUUCUUUGACACAGAAUUCCCCUUUUCUGGGCAGUCCUGUACUGUAUCGAAAUGUUAAUUCUUUAAGGGAGCGAAUGUCUGCCUUCCAGUCCGCUUUUCACUGCAUAAAGGAGAAUGAAAACAUGAUUGACCGUCCUGAAUUCUCAGAGGCAGAAGGAGAGUUCAAGACCACAGGCUCAAUCAAAAAAGAAAGUCUUGGUGAAUGUCAAGAGUCUGAGUUCCCUGCGAACUUAUCAUCCAAACGUCGAAGGAUAUCCUACCAGAGCGACUUUGAUGAAAAUCUAACUGAUGCAGUUCAGAUAUUCAGUGGUGUCACUUCUCCUAAUACAGGCAAAAUGUGUGCUGUUGAAACUGCUCCUGCAGGUUUUUCUGAGAAAUCUUUUGAAUCUGGUUUAACACAGUCUGGAUAUUUAGUUGGAGAGUCUGUUUCACUUUCCGAGCUCACAGAGGCUUCAAGUGGAGUCAAGGUUGCUGAGUGUAUAGAGGGCAAAAGAGCUUGGGAUGCUGUUCCAAUUGAGAACUUUACAGAAGUGAGCACAGACACCGUUCCCCAAGUCAGGUCCCUGGUCACUCCACAGUGUAAGAGGGACAUUCCAUCCUCUGAGACCUUUGUACUUCGUUCUGUGCUAAAGAAGCCCUCUGUUAAGCUGUUUCCAGAAGGCCUGCAGGAACACUGUGACAAUCUCUGUGAUGAUGGGACUCAUCCAAGCUUAAUCUCAAAUCUUGCAAACUGUUGCAAAGAACAAAAAGCAGAAGGUCAAGAAAAUUGUAAAGUGCCAGCUUUUCUAAAUAUCAGGAAGAGGAAGAGAGUUACUUUUGGAGAGGAUCUAAGCCCUGAGGUGUUUGAUGAGUCCUUGCCAGCAAAUACUCCAUUGCGUAAAGGAGGAACACCUGUCCGCAAAAAGGAUUUAAGUAGUAUCAGUCCCCUGCUACUUGAGCAAUCACCAGUUCCUGUGCAGUUGCAGUUAUCACAGCCAAAUUUUGAUGACAAAGGGGAGAAUCUUGAAAACAUAGAACCUCUUCAGGUAUCAUUUGCAGUUCUGAGUCCUCUUAGUAAGUCUUCAAUCUCUGAGACUCUUUCAGGAACUGAUACAUUUAGCUCUUCAAAAAACCAUGAGAAAAUAGCCUCCCAUAAAGUUGGUAGAAUAACACGGGCCUCUAACAGAAGAAGUCAAUUGAUCACUUUUGCAGAAGAGAAUGUUUGCAACUUACUUAAUACAGAAGCUCAGCCUUGUAAAGAAAAGAAAAUUACUAGGAGGAAAUCUCAGGAAAGGAAGCGCAUAGGAGGGGUACUUCCUAAAAAGAAUCAG